Molecule: messenger RNA, 2895 nt
Organism: Pimephales promelas (fathead minnow)
Lineage: Eukaryota; Metazoa; Chordata; Actinopteri; Cypriniformes; Leuciscidae
Source: RefSeq, a predicted model, not a curated record
AUGGUACUGCUGGGCCAGGAUGGGCUCCAAAAUAGAGACCCUGGAACUGGAGUUGUGACCAGUGUGCCGUCAGAUGCGCCGGAUGACAUCGCCGCUCUGAGGGACAUUAAAAGAAGCAGGCUUUGCGAGAGAAGUAUGGGAAUUCAAGAUUUUAUGGUCCUACCGUUUGAGCCGGUACCCAUCAUCGAGAUUCCAGGCUAUGGGAACCUGUCGGCUUUGGUUUGUGAUGAACUGAAGAUCCAAAGCCAGAAUGACAGAGAGAAACUGGCCGAGGCCAAAGAGAAAGUCUACCUUAAGGGGUUUUACGAGGGGAUCAUGUUAGUGGAGGGUUUUAAGGGACAGAAGGUCCAGGAUGUGAAGAAGCCCAUUCAGAAGAUGAUGGUGGAGAAGGGUGAGGCACUGAUAUACAUGGAGCCAGAGAAGCAGGUGUUAUCUCGGUCUGCAGACGAGUGUGUUGUGGCGUUGUGCGAUCAAUGGUAUCUGGAUUAUGGCAAUGAGGAAUGGAAAAGGCAAGCCAUGGGUGUCCUGGAGGCUCUGGAGACGUUCUGUGAUGAAACCAGAAAGAACUUUGAAGCAACGCUGGCUUGGCUUCAGGAGCACGCCUGUUCCAGAACGUAUGGGUUAGGAACCCGGUUGCCAUGGGAUGAACAAUGGCUCAUUGAGUCCCUGUCGGACUCCACCAUCUAUAUGGCCUACUACACCGUGGCCCAUCUCCUCCAGGGAGGGGUUCUCAACGGACAAGGACCCUCCCCACUGGGAAUCAGACCCGAGCAGAUGACGAGAGAGGUGUGGGAUUACAUCUUCUUCAAAACAACACCUUUCCCGAAGACGGACAUCCCGAAGGAGCACCUGCUGAAGCUCAGGAGGGAGUUUGAGUUCUGGUACCCUGUAGACGUGAGAGUUUCAGGGAAGGACCUGGUGCCAAACCACCUCUCCUAUUACCUCUACAAUCAUGUGGCCAUGUGGCCCAAAGACAGUGGAAAAUGGCCACAAGCAGUGCGUGCCAACGGUCAUCUUUUGCUAAACUCUGAAAAGAUGUCCAAAUCCACUGGCAACUUUCUCACUUUGAGGCAAGCCAUUGGCAAAUUUUCAGCAGAUGGUAUGCGUUUGGCUCUGGCUGAUGCAGGGGACACGGUGGAGGAUGCCAACUUUGUUGAGGCCAUGGCAGAUGCGGGGAUUUUGCGCCUCUUUACGUGGGUGGAAUGGGUGAAAGAGAUGAUCGCCAAUCAGGACAACCUGAGGACCGGCCCAGCGGACACGUUUAAUGACAGAGUGUUUAUUAGUGAAAUGAAUUCCGGCAUCAUUAAAACAGAUCAGCACUAUGAGCGAAUGAUGUACAAGGAGGCGUUGAAGAGCGGCUUUUUUGAGUUCCAGGCUGCUAAGGAUAAGUACAGGGAGCUGGCCAUCGAGGGCAUGCACAGGGAUCUUGUGUUCCAGUUCAUCGAGAACCAAACGCUCCUGCUGGCUCCCAUCUGCCCCCACCUGUGUGAACACACCUGGUCUCUGCUGGGAAAGAGCAGUUCUGUAAUGAAGGCUCGCUGGCCUACAGGCGGUCCAGUGGACGAGAUCUUGAUUCGAUCCUCACAGUAUCUGAUGGACACUGCUCAUGACCUCCGCCUUCGUCUGAAAGCUUACACCCAGCCAGCCAAGGGCAAGAAGGCGGACAGCAAACCACCAGCUAAGCCCACGCACUGCAACAUCUAUGUGGCGAAGACCUACCCACCCUGGCAGCACAGCGCCCUCUCUCUGCUGGGCAAACAUUACAAGAGCAACAGUGGAGCUCUACCUGACAAUAAGGUCAUCGCCACAGAGCUGGGUGCCAUGCCGGAGCUCAAGAAGUACAUGAAGAGAGUGAUGCCCUUUGUAGCCAUGAUAAAGGACAGCCUAGAGAAAAUGGGGCCCAGGGUUCUUGAUCUAGAGCUGGAGUUUGACGAGCGCACCGUCUUACUGGAGAACAUCGUUUAUUUGACUAAUUCUCUCGAGUUGGAUCAGAUAGACGUUGUAUUCGCCUCUGAAGCGGAUGACAAAGUAAAGGAGGACUGUUGCCCUGGGAAACCGUUCUGUGUCUUCAGAUCUGAGCCUGGAGUGUCAGUCUCACUGCUGAACCCUCAGCCAGCCAACGGCCUGUUCUCCACCAAGAUCGACAUCCGACAGGGAGACAGCAAAGACAGCAUCAUCCGCAGACUGUCACGAGUCAACAGAGCCAUCAAGGAUUUAUCCAAAGUGAAGCUUAUGCGUUUUGAGGACCCUCAGCUCGGACCGCGGAGAAUCCCAGUUUUGGGGAAGGAAGAGGAGGGGAAACUGCCCAUCUCAAACAGUUCAGUCUUCCACAUCAACCUGCAAGAAAACAAAGUUCAUUUGAGCGAUAACGGCCUGAAAAUGGACAUCGGGGACACUUUAAUCUACCUGGUCUAGCGACAUCUGAAACCGUUAUAUUUGUUUCUCUCGUCUGAAUCUGACAUGCAUCUGUAAACAAUGUUGUCCACAUUCACAAUGAAUCCCGAGGCGCUAGAUGAUUUGUAUUUGUAUAACAUACAUUAUUGAUUCAUAUUUGUUAUCUAGCUUUUUAUUAAGUAAAAGACCAAGAGGAUCUGAACAAUUAAUUCACUUAGUCUGAUAAGUCAUAUUUCGAGGUCCCUGCAAAUGACAUUUGAAGGUAUUGUUGUACGUUUAUAAUGUUUAUUUCUGUCUCUUUUCACGUCCUGAAUUUUAAAUUGUUUGCAUACGUCAGUGGCUGAAGCCUAGUAUAAGGUGUUUGAAAAGACAAUAAGUUGUGAACCAACUGUCUUUUCACUUUAAAACAUUAAGAAAGCAGUUUUCUCCCUGUUAAAUGACAUGUAUUCAAUGAAAACUUAAUAAAAUAAAUAUAGAUGCGAAUAAAAUUUACAUUUGUUU